Messenger RNA from Lepus europaeus (European hare), 1484 nucleotides. It is a transcript of the gene MTX1, whose product is annotated as metaxin 1. The coding region runs from base 1 to 1362 and encodes 453 amino acids. Lineage: Eukaryota; Metazoa; Chordata; Mammalia; Lagomorpha; Leporidae. Gene Ontology annotation, cellular component: SAM complex. The record is from RefSeq and is a predicted model, not a curated record. Gene Ontology annotation, biological process: mitochondrion organization. The transcript is spliced from 8 exons.
AUGCGGCUCGGAGGACCCCCCCGCAGUCCCCGCUCGGGGCCGAGCCCUGAGGGGCCCCGGAGCAGUCCUGGCCACGUGCACUUUGGCAAGAGCCCCCAGGGCCAGCCCAGGCGCGCCAGGGACCCCUCUCCAAGGCCCGCCGCGCCCCCGGGGCUUCGGGGCUCCGCUCGGCCGAGGCGCCGCGACUCUCCGAGGCGCGCCUGGCCCACAGCCCUGCCCCUCGGCGGGGGCCGCCUCUGCCCCGCCCCGCGCCGGCCGGCCGCGGCCCCAGCCCAGAAAAGCCGCGCCUCCCCCGGGGCCUCCCCAGGCCCCCAGCCCGGAGCCGCCGGAGGGGCGGCGGGGGGCGGGCCGGCGCAGGGGAGGGCAGACGCGCACGGGGAGGUGCUUCCGGGACAGAGGGCGGGCAAGAUGGCGGCGCCCAUGGAGCUGUUCUGCUGGUCAGGGGGCUGGGGGCUGCCGUCCGUGGACCUGGACAGCCUGGCCGUACUGACCUAUGCCAGAUUUACUGGUGCUCCACUCAAGGUACACAAGAUCACCAACCCCUGGCGGAGCCCUUCAGGAACCCUGCCUGCCCUUCGAACCAGUCAUGGAGAGGUCAUUUCCGUAUCACAUAAGAUCAUCACCCACCUUCGAAAAGAGAAGUACAAUGCCGAUUAUGAUCUGUCAGCCCGACAGGGGGCAGACACCUUGGCCUUCAUGUCUCUGCUGGAGGAGAAGCUGCUACCAGUGCUGAUACAUACUUUUUGGAUAGACGCCAAGAACUAUGUGGAAGUGACACGGAAGUGGUAUGCGGAGGCUAUGCCCUUCCCCCUCAACUUCUUCCUGCCCGGCCGCAUGCAGCGGCAGUACAUGGAGCGGCUGCAGCUGCUGUGCGGGGGGCACAGGCCUGAGAAUGAGGAAGAGCUGGAGAAGGAGCUGUACCAGGAGGCUCGUGAGUGCCUGACCCUCCUCUCUCAGCGCCUGGGCUCCCAGAAGUUCUUCUUUGGAGAUGCCCCUGCUUCCCUGGACGCCUUUGUCUUCAGCCACGUGGCCCUGCUACUGCAGGCAAAGCUGCCCAGUGGGAAACUGCAGGCCCACCUGCGGGGCCUCCACAACCUCUGUGCCUACUGCACCCACAUCCUCAGCCUCUACUUCCCCUGGGAUGGAGCUGAGGCGCCACCACCACGCCAGACACCAGCAGGCCCAGAGACUGAGGAAGAGCCAUACGGGCGUCGAAACCAGAUCCUGUCUGUGCUGGCGGGGCUGGUGGCCAUGGUGGGCUACGCCCUGCUCAGCGGCAUCGUCUCCAUCCAGCGGGCAACACCUGCCCGCGCCCCAGGCACCCGGGCCCUGGGCCUGGCCGAGGAGGAUGAAGAGGAGUGACUUCCCCGCGUGCUGCCAGGACUGAUUUUUCUACUGUCAUGCAUUCCAGAGGCCCCGUGCCUCCCCAUUGUUGGUGCAGCCAGACACGGGUGCUGCCCCCAAAAUAAAGCUGCUCACACCGA